Messenger RNA from Lepisosteus oculatus (spotted gar), 1225 nucleotides. Its product is annotated as zinc finger protein 292. Gene Ontology annotation, biological process: regulation of transcription by RNA polymerase II. Gene Ontology annotation, molecular function: DNA binding; DNA-binding transcription factor activity, RNA polymerase II-specific. Lineage: Eukaryota; Metazoa; Chordata; Actinopteri; Semionotiformes; Lepisosteidae. The record is from RefSeq and is a predicted model, not a curated record. Gene Ontology annotation, cellular component: nucleus.
CAUGACCGUGUCCCAGAAAAAAAAACAAUCACAGCUGACUUUGAUUCACUCACGUGAUUUGCUGAAGCUGUGGUCACAUGACCGUGCGCCGGGGUUGGCGUAGCUGUGCGUCGGAGUUGAGGAUCACGUGAGGUUGUGUGCGUACGCGGCGGAGUUGGGUGUGAAGAUGGCGGACGAGGAGGCCGAGCGGGAUCACAGUCCACAGAUCGGUACCAGCGCUGCGAUUGUGGCUCUCAGAGAGCGGCUGCAGAAGCUGGCCACCGAGCUUAAGGACAGCCGGGAGUCUGCCGUGCAGUCCGCCGCUCAGUACUGCCAGGAUUUCUGUCAGACUUUGGUAGAAUACGCCGGGCGAUGGAAGAUCUCGGAGGAUCCCCUGCCUUUAGUGGAAGUGUACAUGGUGGCCAUCCUAAGCUACGCUCAAGCACGCCACUAUCUCACCUCCGAAUGCGAAAAUGUAUCCCUCGUACUUGAACGGUUAACAUUGAGCUGUGUUGAGCUUCUGCUUUCACUGCCAGAGGAAAUCCCAAAUGCCUUAUGGCAGGAGUUUCAGUUUUCAGUGCAGAAGGCACACAGUUUACUUUUGGACAGUGGGAACUGUGAACUGCAUAUGCUCUCAUCCAUUGCUAAGGAGAGGGGUGUAUGGGCAAAUGAUACAUUACAGUCCAUUCUUUCAAAGGAGACACCAGAAGUGGAAAAGGUUCGGGAGUUCCUUGAACAGGAAGGUGCGGUUCUGCUGGAUAUGCGGGUAAAGCACCUUAUCAAAGAGAACCACAUCGAAAAGGCGGCUUUGGUAGCGAAAGUGUGCGCGGAGCACCCAGAGUUUGGGGCAAAGAGCAGCUUUAAACAGACCUACCUCGUCUGUCUCUGUUCAGUAGCUCCGCGAGAGCAGGUCAUGCAGGAGAUUUCUGAAGUGGACUGUAAAGAUGCACUUGAAAUGAUCUGCAACCUGGAGUCUGAGGGAGAUGAGAAAGGUGCUUUGAGCCUGUGCUCAGCCUUUCUAACUCGGCAGCUUCUCCAAGGAGAUAUGUACUGCGCCUGGGAACUCACACUGUUUUGGAGCAAACUGCUGCAAAGGUUGGAACGAUCUACACAAGUGUUUCUGGACCACUGUCGUCAAAUGUCUCUACUUUCUAAGACGGUGUAUCAUAUCUUCUUUUUGAUCAAGGUUAUCCAGUCAGAGGUGAGUUUUGAGUCAUUCAGAUUGCAAAGUUCAUUGGCCUUUUGA